UCCAUCUCUUCAUCCAUCUUUCUUUUUACAUCGUGCUGUGUGUCGAUAUAGUGUAAUCAUCUGACACAAACAAGAUGCAGAUUUUCGUUAAGACCCUUACGGGCAAAACCAUCACUCUUGAGGUGGAGCCUUCUGAUACUAUCGAAAAUGUUAAAGCCAAGAUUCAAGACAAAGAAGGAAUUCCUCCAGAUCAACAGCGAUUGAUUUUCGCCGGCAAACAACUGGAAGAUGGUCGCACUUUGUCCGAUUACAAUAUCCAAAAAGAAUCGACUUUGCAUUUGGUGUUGCGUCUUCGUGGUGGUGCCAAGAAACGCAAGAAGAAGAAUUACUCCACACCCAAGAAGAUCAAGCACAAGAGGAAGAAGGUCAAACUAGCUGUCCUCAAGUACUACAAGGUCGAUGAAAACGGUAAAAUUCACCGUCUGCGACGUGAAUGCCCUGGCGAGAAUUGUGGCGCUGGAGUCUUUAUGGCUGCCCACGAAGAUCGUCAUUAUUGCGGCAAAUGCAACUUGACCUUUGUCUUCAGCAAACCAGAAGAAAAGUAAAGUGGAAUUCGAAAACAAGAGAGAGAGUUGUUUUUUUAAAUGAAAGGAAUACAUUAUUCCGGUUUUUAUAAAAAUGAGAGUUGAAAUCAAAUAAAAAAACAUUGGUUUUGAGAGCUAAAAGAAA
Messenger RNA from Episyrphus balteatus (marmalade hoverfly), 669 nucleotides. It is a transcript of the gene RpS27A, whose product is annotated as ubiquitin-40S ribosomal protein S27a. The coding region runs from base 75 to 545 and encodes 156 amino acids. The record is from RefSeq and is a predicted model, not a curated record. Gene Ontology annotation, molecular function: structural constituent of ribosome; ubiquitin protein ligase binding; protein tag activity. Gene Ontology annotation, cellular component: nucleus; ribosome; cytoplasm. Lineage: Eukaryota; Metazoa; Arthropoda; Insecta; Diptera; Syrphidae. Gene Ontology annotation, biological process: modification-dependent protein catabolic process; protein ubiquitination; translation. The transcript has 3 exons.